Molecule: messenger RNA, 1598 nt
Organism: Dryobates pubescens (Downy woodpecker)
Lineage: Eukaryota; Metazoa; Chordata; Aves; Piciformes; Picidae
Gene: ESM1
Product: endothelial cell specific molecule 1
Exons: 3
Coding region: 211-768 (185 amino acids)
Cellular component (GO): extracellular region
Source: RefSeq, a predicted model, not a curated record
CAAGGGAGGCUGGCAGGAGCAGCGGAGGAUUGAGGAAGCUGACGACGGUGCAGCAUGUGGGCAACACACUGUAUAAAGCUCAUAAACUUGUAGGCUGAUGUGUGCAGCUACCACUUUGGAUUCUGUACCACUGCUUCUCUCGGCACAAGGCACCAGCAAGCUGAACAUUAAAGCCUGCUCCUUGGGACAGAGCACUUACCCCUGCAAGACAUGAAGGGCUUCCUGUUUCUCACACUCCUCCUGAUGCCCGUGUACGCUGGAACUGCUUGGAGUGCGAAAUAUGCAGUAGAUUGUCCAGAGCACUGUGACAGUAAUGCAUGCAAAAGUACCUUGCGCUGUAAGCGAACAGUGCUGGAUGACUGUGGCUGUUGCAGAGUGUGUGCAGCUGCUCUGGGGGAGACUUGCUAUCGUACGGUCUCGGGUAUGGAUGGUGUCAAGUGUGGUCCUGGGCUGAAGUGCCAGUUUUACACUGAGGAGGAUGACUUUGGUGAUGAAUUUGGUAUCUGCAAAGAGUGUCCUUAUGGUACCUAUGGAAUGGAAUGCAGGAAAACCUGCAACUGUCCUUCUGGCAUCUGUGACAGAGUAACUGGGAAGUGUUUGAAGUUCCCAUUUUUCCAACUGUCUGCUUCAAAACCUCCAAAUCGACGAAAAAUAGUUUCACAGCCAGAAAAUGACAUGGCAUCAGGGGAUGGCAAUUCUGUAAAAGAGGAAUUCGUUAAGGAGAAACCUAUCCGCCCUCCGGUAAUGAAGUGGCUAAACCCUCGCUGAUCGUUACUUACACUCAUGAGACUUUCGAGUGAAUGCAUUUCUCACAGAUUAUUGAAUAUGCAAGAACACACUUUAAGAACAAAGUAGAACUAUAGCAUAUGAAAAUGUAACCUCUGCAGCCCAGUUGUGAUUCUGUUUUUCAUGAGAAAAAUGUUUACUUAAAAAUAGACUGUACAAUGUAUAUGUUUUUUUUGAUACUUGUUUUGGUAAGUAUUUGAACAGAGAAAUGUAUUGGGGAUUCCUGAAUGUAUGGUGAUAUUAAAAAACCCAAAAGAUUCAUCCCUCCUCAUGUAAGUAAUGCUGGAGGCCAGCUCUUGCAGCCUGACACUGGGAAAGCUCUCACUGAAUGCACUGGAUGGUUUAAGUGAGUAAAAUUAUUGCAGUGGAGCCAAAUAGUUGGCUUUUUCAUACUGUUAUGUGAAUUCAAUAACCCAGCAUUAGCUGUUAGGCAUUUCUGGCUUUUGGAAGUUUGGUGGCAAUUCCUCAGACAUAAAUAUGCCUUUCUUCAUUGAGAAAGCACCCAGCAUAUCAAUUUUACACAUUGUGAAUAGCUUAGCUGAGAUACUGCAGACGUAUGUUGUAUUGAGGUGGAUUUCUAAAGUUAAUAUCUGUACAGAGAAACAGCAGCACAUUUGCAGAGGGGGAUCUGAAACAAAAGAAACUGCUUAGCCCUGUUUGAAUAUAUGUGUAUUUCUACAAAGCAGCUGCUUUGGGGAAGAGCAGGUUCAAUGCCAGAGACCAUCCUCAUCAAUGGUUGCCUCCCAGCUCUGUCUCAAAAGGAGUUCAUCUGGUCCAGGAUAGGGAAGACUUGGACCCUCAUUGAGUGGCAG